Vicia villosa (hairy vetch) is the source of this 1783-nucleotide messenger RNA. RefSeq names its product probable serine/threonine-protein kinase PBL17. Lineage: Eukaryota; Viridiplantae; Streptophyta; Magnoliopsida; Fabales; Fabaceae. The transcript is spliced from 6 exons. Gene Ontology annotation, molecular function: ATP binding; protein kinase activity. Gene Ontology annotation, biological process: protein phosphorylation. The record is from RefSeq and is a predicted model, not a curated record. Bases 209 to 1408 code for a protein of 399 amino acids.
ACGGCAAAAGUGGAAAUAGUUUUUGUUUGUAAUAACCGAAACGGAAGCAAAGGUUGAAAGACAAGAUUGAUUUGAGAACGUUUAGUUUGGCGCUUUCUACGCCCAAAGCAAUGCCACUCUUGAUCUUUGAAUCAUUCUUCACUCUCUCUCUCUCUAAAAAAACCUAACUGUUCAAAAUCCACUCUCUCAUUCCAACAAUGAAUAUCGAAUGUGUGUAAACGCGGUUUCUGUUAGAUCCAGAUUCAUGGGGAUUUGCUUCAGCAUUGAAGAAAAACACGUUUCCCAUUCCGAUUCUAAACCUAAACCUAAUUCCAUUUCCACUGAUUCGGUUGGAAAUGUAUCCGCUGCACGAACGACUCCAUUAGGUACUGGUUCGAUGAAUAUCAAAGAACUUCGAGAAGGUGCUGGAUACAGCAACGUGCUUAUUUUUACCUAUAACGAAUUGAGGCUUGCGACGAAGCAGUUUCGGCCUGAUUUUAUACUUGGAGAAGGUGGAUUUGGUGUUGUGUAUAAAGGUGUUAUUGAUGAUAGUGUAAGAGCGGGUUAUAAAUCCACUGAAGUCGCUAUUAAGGAACUUAAUCGCGAAGGGUUUCAAGGCGAUAGGGAAUGGCUUGCUGAGGUUAAUUAUUUGGGUCAAUUCAGUCACCCGAAUCUUGUGAAGCUCUUUGGAUUCUGCUGUGAGGAUGAACACCGCUUGUUGGUCUAUGAAUACAUGGCUAGUGGGAGCUUGGAGAAACAUCUUUUUCGUAGAGCCGGCUCAACAUUGACUUGGUCAAAAAGAAUGAAGAUUGCUUUGCAUGCUGCAAGAGGGCUUGCUUUUCUUCAUGGUGCAGAAAGGCCCAUCAUAUAUCGUGACUUUAAGACUUCAAAUAUCUUACUAGACGCGGAUUUCAAUGCAAAGCUUUCAGACUUUGGCCUUGCGAAGGAUGGACCGAUGGGGGACCAAACACAUGUUUCAACACGAGUGAUGGGCACAUAUGGAUAUGCUGCUCCGGAGUAUGUCAUGACUGGGCAUUUGACUGCUCGAAGUGAUGUGUAUGGUUUUGGGGUGGUGCUACUUGAAUUGCUUAUUGGCAGGAGAGCACUAGAUAAGAGCAGGCCUAGCCGAGAGCACAACUUGGUUGAGUGGGCACGACCGCUAUUGAAUCAUAACAAAAAACUUCUGAAAAUUUUAGACCCGAAAAUAGAAGGGCAAUAUUCAAGUAAAACAGCAACAAAGGCAGCCCAAUUAGCAUAUCAAUGUCUUAGCCAAAACCCGAAAGGCAGACCUCUAAUGAGCCAGGUGGUUGAAAUCCUUGAAAGCUUUCAGUCAAGUGGGGGAAAUGAGGAAGAUCAAAUCCUUCAAAGUGGUGGUAGCAGUAUAACUCUUUAUGAGGUUCCAAAGAGCAGCAAAGAUACUCCAACUUAGGGCUUAACCAAACUGCAAAUAACAAGGUAUAUAGGUGAGGCUAGCCCAUGAAAAAGAAGAACGCGUCCCUUUUCGUAGACUAUAAAUUAUGUUCUUCACCUGAUUCUGGCGUUCGUAGAUAAGUCGACUUCUAGAAGUUGAAGUUUUGUCUGUGUCGGGUAAUUAAAAGUUUGUCGAAAAUGUUUAUAGAUGGAUCCCAAUGAUGUUUCCUGAUAGAAUUUGGCACAAAGGCAAUUAUGUAGCUUAAGCAUUUCACUUCAAUUAUUCUUGUUUCCAAUUUUGAAUCAUUAGGAUGAUGUUUAUUGGAAUGUUUCAUGUAGUUAAUUUCAAACAUUUCUUUCUUAAUUUGAGAGGUUAUUUGAUUAUAUCUUGGGA